AGAGCCUCACCCCAGUUUUCCAGAGCUGAGAAAACAGAAGUCCUCAGUGAAGAUCUGUUACAGAAUUGUUCGCCGUGAAACUAAACUCCCGCCAGUCCGCACCUGCUCGCUUCAGCCUGAGGCAGUCUGCUGUACGCUUCCAUCACGUCGACGGCUGAUGCUGUUUCCCACCCAUUCGACAGGAGCCGUUCUUUCUAGAAUGUGCAGCGGAGAGAAUAGGCAAGAGCUGAGAAAACAGAAGUCCUCAGUGAAGAUCUGUUACAGAAUUGUUCGCCGUGAAACUAAACUCCCGCCAGUCCGCACCUGCUCGCUUCAGCCUGAGGCAGUCUGCUGUACGCUUCCAUCACGUCGACGGCUGAUGCUGUUUCCCACCCAUUCGACAGGAGCCGUUCUUUCUAGAAUGUGCAGCGGAGAGAAUAGGCAAGAGCUGAGAAAACAGAAGUCCUCAGUGAAGAUCUGUUACAGAAUUGUUCGCCGUGAAACUAAACUCCCGCCAGUCCGCACCUGCUCGCUUCAGCCUGAGGCAGUCUGCUGUACGCUUCCAUCACGUCGACGGCUGAUGCUGUUUCCCACCCAUUCGACAGGAGCCGUUCUUUCUAGAAUGUGCAGCGGAGAGAAUAGGCAAGAGCUGAGAAAACAGAAGUCCUCAGUGAAGAUCUGUUACAGAAUUGUUCGCCGUGAAACUAAACUCCCGCCAGUCCGCACCUGCUCGCUUCAGCCUGAGGCAGUCUGCUGUACGCUUCCAUCACGUCGACGGCUGAUGCUGUUUCCCACCCAUUCGACAGGAGCCGUUCUUUCUAGAAUGUGCAGCGGAGAGAAUAGGCAAGAGCUGAGAAAACAGAAGUCCUCAGUGAAGAUCUGUUACAGAAUUGUUCGCCGUGAAACUAAACUCCCGCCAGUCCGCACCUGCUCGCUUCAGCCUGAGGCAGUCUGCUGUACGCUUCCAUCACGUCGACGGCUGAUGCUGUUUCCCACCCAUUCGACAGGAGCCGUUCUUUCUAGAAUGUGCAGCGGAGAGAAUAGGCAAGAGCUGAGAAAACAGAAGUCCUCAGUGAAGAUCUGUUACAGUUAUGCCUUUAAUCAAUCAGAAUUGUUCGCCGUGAAACUAAACUCCCGCCAGUCCGCACCUGCUCGCUUCAGCCUGAGGCAGUCUGCUGUACGCUUCCAUCACGUCGACGGCUGAUGCUGUUUCCCACCCAUUCGACAGGAGCCGUUCUUUCUAGAAUGUGCAGCGGAGAGAAAAGGCAAGGAAACCAUAAAGAAGGCGGCAAUCUAAAGGACCAUCAGUAGCGAAUACGUUAAGUAAAAUGGAAUUUCCAUGCAGAGGAGUACUACGAAGUCACCAGAAGUAACGAGGUAGAUCUAAUAUGGCAACAUGAAGACAGCCGUGAUUCACUAGGAUGCACGAAGAACAAGUUUCAAAACAAAAUGCCUUUAUCAGCUGACUGACGCCAUGGACGCGAGCAACGUAUCCUGAGAGAGAGACAGAGACAAGCCAUGACUCGGUGAUGAUGGAAAUAAGCCUUGCCAAGUUCACCACACCAGGAGGACAAAAGGCAACCCUUCUGCCCUUCUUCAGGGGUCGCGGUUUAGGUUAUCCAUAGACCUUAUGGGAGAAGUAACGACUUUCAAAUUCUCUUCCUUUUUUUUUUUUUUAAAGCCAUGUGAACCAAAAGAAGCACAAUCUAUCUAAUGGUUGGAUCAACUACCUUAAGGAAACCGCAACGCCCCCUAAUUCCACAUAUGAAAGAAAACUAUUUUACAUGAAAACAUGGGAUCUAAAUGUCCCUCUUAGAAAUGUGUCUUUUUGUGGCUAAGUGAGAGCUACUCAGAAUUCGGCUGAAACUCAAAAUUGGGAGACUGUCUGGAAAGUAUUCUGGGGUCAGGAAAUGGGGCAGAUAAAUGUCAAAGCAAAGACAGCCAUAUUUCUUACCGUGCUCCCUUCGUGUCCAUCCUGUGCGGGUUAGAGCCUCGAUGUUUGUAAAACAUCACAGGCGGGGUUGGGCGGGGGGCGGUGCACAGGCAAAUGGUGCCUAAUAAACCGACUUGUGAAGCUCUGGCGUGGGAAGCUGGAACCGAGGAGACAAGAAAUAAAAGAGGGUGAAAGGAAGAUGAAAUUGAUCUGUGUUCUAAAGCCCUUCUGCUUACAGUAUUACUACUUUAAGAACAAAAUGUGAGUGGCAUUUAGACACUUACUGCAAUUUGACAUAGGGAUUUCGUGUCUAUGGAUUCUACUAGUAAAUAAUUUGAGCUUGUC
Prionailurus viverrinus (fishing cat) is the source of this 2257-nucleotide messenger RNA. RefSeq lists its product as uncharacterized. NCBI's taxonomy places the organism in Eukaryota, Metazoa, Chordata, Mammalia, Carnivora, Felidae. The record is from RefSeq and is a predicted model, not a curated record. The coding region runs from base 158 to 1183 and encodes 341 amino acids. The transcript has 15 exons.